GAGAGCUCAUUGCUGGAAAUGCUGGGGGCGAGUUCAUUCAUAGGUAAUACGCCCUCCUGAAUUGGAUCUUCACCCUCCAAGAUUUGGAUUUGUGUACAACCGCCUCUGCUGUCUGCUGAUGCCAUAUGGUUUUGUGAAAGGACCUUUUUGCUUUUCAUAUUAACUCGUCAGUGUUAAGACACUGCAAGAAACUGCAACCCAAGAUGGCCACUUCCAUGUUUUCAGUAUUGCUAAACUUUUCAUUGGCCAUUUUAUUGGGUUUGACCUCCCUGAGUGGACUGAAUUCAUGGCCUUCAGGUCAAGCUUUGGCGCAGGCAUCUUCCAACAACCAGACAACUGAAUCAUCUGUGCUUCCAGAGGUAGCAAUGGCAACGCCAACACCAGACCCAGAGGUCCAAACAGAUCCAACUGCUGGGAACCGUUGCUGGGGUUACUAUGACGUAAUGGGUCAGUGGGACCCACCAUUUAACUGUAACGCAGGUAUCUACAUGUUCUGCUGCGGCUCCUGCUUCUAUCGUUUCUGCUGCCAGUUCAAAGUCCACAGUUUGGACCAGACCUCCUGCUCAAACUAUGACACUCCCGUAUGGGCUAAUACUGGGAAGCCGGGGGCACCCGUCACUGAGGGCCAUCAGGAACCAGAUCGAGAUCGGACCCAUAUGAUUGUGUAUAUAAUCUGUGGGGUGGUGGCCAUCAUGGUGCUGGUUGGAAUUUUUACUAAACUCGCUCUGGAGAAGAGUCAAGGAGGACAAACGGAUAUGACCAACUCCAGGACUUUGACGGAGCUUUUGAAACAGCCGGGAGAGGCAGGAGUGAUAGACGGAACUGGAGUUCAUCAUCCUAUAGGGACAAAUGGCAUCGCUGCCAGGACGCUACGCUCCAACAAUGAUCACAACCACUUGAACAAUGCAGCUUUAUCCCCGCUGGGACCGGCCAUGGCCUUGUCUCACCCUCACAACAACCUGGGAAUUGGUUUCAACAAGUACACCUCGCUCAAGGCUCCAGACACAGGUGUGAGAGACUACUACAAGAGCUACCCGAUGAUAGAUUACACCCACCGCCAGUCUCCGCCCACUUUCCAGCCGAUCAACUUCCACCCCAAAGACAAGCCCUUCCUCCCACCACCUGACAUCCACGUGCCUCUGGCCAUCACCAUCAAUGCUUCCCAAAUUCCAAAGCCUAAGAUCUCCAAGACCAACACCCACCCGCUCACUUCCAGCUCAGCCUUCAAAGUGUGGGAUCCGAGCAAGAGCCACAUCCAGCACCCGACAGCCACUCACAUGAGCAUCGGGGGGCAGCAGCAGCACCACCUCAUCCAGCAGCAGCAGCACCUCCAGCCACUGCACCAGCAGAACAGCCGGCGCCUGGCCUACUCCAACAAGAGGCAGUUCAGCAUCGAGACGCUGCCCGAGCUCUUCUCACAGCCGCUGGGCUACAGCCACUCGCCACACAUGCACCCCAAACACAAGGGACUGGCCACCAACAGCAAGACGGAGGUGACGGUGUGAAUAAACGAACACAAAAUAAGCAGAAUAAAAGAAAAAACACUAACAGGGUUAAAGGGAAAUGUUCCGAUAUCCUCGAUGUCCACAACUAUGACGUUGUGUAAGCAAAUAUCACAUACAGAUUUUUUUUAGCUGCAUCAAUUUCACCUAAAAGAAAACAUGAAUAUGUGCGAUAUUUGUAUAUCUUUAUAAACUACUGGAUCAGACAAAUACGGCAUGGAGGAGAUGGACUAGCAGGUGUCAGCUGACCCUUUGAACCUGGCAGCUUUUCUAAAUAAUUGAGUGACCUCAGUGCGCUGGCUCUGCUUUGU
This is a messenger RNA of Nematolebias whitei (Rio pearlfish), 1813 nucleotides long. RefSeq names its product protein shisa-8. Gene Ontology annotation, cellular component: postsynaptic density; postsynaptic membrane; dendritic spine membrane. The transcript has 5 exons. The coding region runs from base 204 to 1505 and encodes 433 amino acids. The record is from RefSeq and is a predicted model, not a curated record. NCBI's taxonomy places the organism in Eukaryota, Metazoa, Chordata, Actinopteri, Cyprinodontiformes, Rivulidae. Gene Ontology annotation, biological process: regulation of AMPA receptor activity; regulation of short-term neuronal synaptic plasticity.